Penicillium cinerascens is the source of this 2526-nucleotide messenger RNA. RefSeq names its product glycoside hydrolase family 2 protein. Gene Ontology annotation, molecular function: beta-mannosidase activity. Bases 1 to 2526 code for a protein of 841 amino acids. The record is from RefSeq and is a predicted model, not a curated record. Gene Ontology annotation, biological process: glycoprotein catabolic process; carbohydrate metabolic process. The transcript has 3 exons. NCBI's taxonomy places the organism in Eukaryota, Fungi, Ascomycota, Eurotiomycetes, Eurotiales, Aspergillaceae.
AUGGAGCUCUAUAAGCAGUCGCUUUCCACCGGGUGGUCCUUCAGGGACCGCGAUACCGACGAAUGGAUGUCCGUUCCCGCGGUGCCCUCCGUGGUGCAACAAGAUCUCAUUGCAAACCAGAAACUGAAAGACCCGUUUAUCGGGUUCAAUGAACUGAAAGCCCGUUGGGUCAACGAGAAAUCAUGGGUUUACCGGAAUGUGCUCCGGAGACCGAAUGUCCCCGAAGGAGCGGCAAUUGAAUUGGUAUUUGAUGGUCUCGACACUUUCGCUACGGUCACACUCGAUGGCCAGACGAUCUUGCAAAGCGACAAUAUGUUCCUCGGACACCGGGUCAAUGUCACCAAGGCUUUGGAAGCCGAGGGUGAACAUACUUUAGAGAUCGAGUUCGACUGUGCCCUGCUCAGAGCUCGUGAACUGCGAAAGCAAGAUCCGAAACACAAGUGGGUUGGAUUCAACGGUGACCAGUCUCGACUGGCAGUGCGGAAAGCUCAAUACCACUGGGGCUGGGACUGGGGACCGGUCUUGAUGACUGCGGGCAUCUGGCGUGCAGUCCGAUUCGAAGUAUACACUGCUAGAGUGGUUGAUCUGUGGCCACAGACAAAACUGGCUGCAGAUCAGCAGACCGCCGAGGUGACUGCUGUCGCCAAGUUUGAUGCGAUGACCACCGGAGACUACACAGCUCGAUUCAGGUUGAGCUCAAAGGGGAAUGAAAUUGCCCAUCAGGACGUUCCGGUCUCGACGGACCAGAAUGCAGAAGUCACAUUCCGGGUGAACCGCCCUGAGCUCUGGUGGCCACAUGGAUAUGGCGAGCAGGCUCUGUACGAGGUCUCCGUUUCGCUUGUCCGAAAUGGCGAGGCGGUGGACCAAGUGAGCAAGAAAUUUGGUAUCAGGACCGCGGAAGUCAUUCAACAGCCGGACAAGCAUGGCAAAUCAUUCUUCUUCCGAAUCAACGGGAUGGACAUUUUCUGCGGUGGGUCAUGCUGGAUUCCCGCCGAUAGUCUACUACCCAAUAUCAGCGCUGAACGGUACCGCAAAUGGAUCGAGUUGAUGGUGGAAGGCCGGCAGAUCAUGAUCAGAGUCUGGGGUGGUGGAAUCUACGAAGACGACUGCUUCUAUGAAGCCUGCGACGAGCUUGGCGUGCUGGUCUGGCAGGACUUUAUGUUUGGCUGUGGCAACUAUCCCACCUCGCCCGAGAUCCUGGAAUCGAUACAGCAGGAGACGGUGUACAACGUUCAACGUCUGCGGCAUCACCCAUCUAUUGUGGUUUACGUUGGAAACAACGAGGAUUAUCAGGUACAGGAAUCGGAGGGAUUGACCUACAAUUUCGAAGACAAGGACCCUCAGAGUUGGCUGAAGACGGACUUCCCGGCACGCUACAUCUACGAAAAGCUGCUGCCGGAGGUUGUAGCGGAACACUCUCCCGCGACAUUCUAUCAUCCCGGUAGCCCGUGGGGCGAUGGGAAGAUCUCAUCUGAUCCGACAGUUGGAGAUAUGCACCAAUGGAAUGUCUGGCACGGCACGCAAGAAAAAUACCAAAUCUUCGACACGCUGGGCGGUCGAUUCAACAGCGAAUUCGGCAUGGAGGCCUUCCCUCAUCUGUCCACCAUCGAACACUUUAUCGAGAACCCGGCCGACAUGUUCCCACAAUCCCAAGUGAUGGACUUUCACAACAAGGCCGACGGCCAUGAACGACGGCUGGCAACCUACUUGGUGGAGAAUCUACGGACGGCGACAGACCUCGAAACCUACAUCUAUCUCACGCAGAUCGUGCAAGCCGAGACGAUGAUGUUCGGCUACCGAGGCUGGCGCCGCCAAUGGGGAGACGAGCGACACUGCGGAGGCGCCCUACUGUGGCAGCUCAACGACUGCUGGCCAACCAUCUCCUGGGCGAUCGUGGACUACUUCCUGAACCCCAAACCCGCCUUCUACGCGGUGAAGCGAGUGCUCAACCCGAUCGCGGUCGGAGUACGACGAGAGCAUCAUGACUGGAGCGUCGCUCACGCACAACCCCCACAAACCAGCCGGUAUGAGCUCUGGGUAGUAAACAGCAAGCCACAAACCCUACAGGGCAGCAUCGAACUACGAUUCUUAUCGGUGGCCACGGGAAGAGAUAUCCGAUCCCCGGUGGUACGCGAUGUCACGAUCCACGCGAACGGGACGACGGAUGUCAUGACGGGGUUGAUCGACCACAUGGCCGAGGAACCACACGUGGUUGCCGCGCGGUUGUGGGUAGACAACAAGAUCGUCGCACGAGAUGUGGAUUGGCCGCAGCCGUUGAAGUACCUCGAUUUCUCCACACGGGGACUUGAGAUCCAGGUUCACCGCGGAGAUCAAGCGCGCGUUGUGAUCAACGCACGGAAACCGGUGAAAGGCCUGGUGAUCGAAGAGCAGGAGGGUGUCCGAAUUAGCGAUAAUGCCAUGGAUAUCGUGCCGGGCGACGAGCAGACCGUAAUUGUCCGCGGUCUGGGAAGCCGAUCGCUGACAUACCGUUACCUGGGACAAGACGCCUGUGGCGUGUUGGAGUGA